AUGGAGUUGUCACCCAGAAGUCUCCACAGUGAAUUAAUGUGCCCAAUUUGUUUGGAUAUGUUGAAGAACACCAUGACUACAAAGGAGUGUUUACAUCAAUUCUGUGCAGAUUGCAUUAUCACAGCCCUUAGAAGUGGCAACAAAGAAUGCCCUACCUGUAGGAAAAAAUUAGUUUCUAAAAGAUCACUAAGGCCGGACCCAAACUUUGAUGCACUCGUCAGCAAUUAUCCAAGUCGUGAUGAGUACGAAGCCCAUCAAGAGAGAGUGUUAGCCAGGAUCAACAAGCACAACAACCAGCAGGCGCUCAGCCACAGCAUUGAGGAAGGCCUGAAGAUCCAGGCCAUGAACAGGUUACAGCGAGGCAAGAAGCAGCAGAUUGAAAACGGCAGCGGGGCGGAGGACAACGGGGACAGUUCCCACUGUAGCAACGCAUCCACACACAGCAACCAGGAGGCGGGGCCUAGCAACAAGCGGACCAAAACCUCGGACGACUCCGGCCUUGAACUUGAUAAUAACAAUGCAACGGUGGCAAUUGAUCCAGUGAUGGAUGGAGCUAGUGAAAUUGAAUUAGUGUUCAGGCCCCAUCCAACACUUAUGGAAAAGGAUGACAGUGCACAGACAAGAUACAUAAAGACUUCAGGUAAUGCUACUGUUGAUCACUUAUCCAAGUAUCUGGCUGUGAGGUUAGCUUUAGAAGAACUUCGAAGCAAAGGAGAAUCCAACCAGAUGAACCUCGAUACAGCCAGCGAGAAGCAAUACACCAUCUACAUAGCGACAGCCAGUGGCCAGUUCACUGUAUUAAAUGGCUCUUUUUCUUUGGAAUUGGUCAGUGAGAAAUACUGGAAAGUGAACAAGCCCAUGGAACUUUAUUACGCACCCACCAAGGAGCACAAAUGAGCUUUGAAAAAUCAUUUCUGAGACUGAACUUUUUAUAACCUAUUUCUUUAAUGCUAAAGAUGCACCAUCAUUACUUUCAUGGACAGAUCUGGGA
Molecule: messenger RNA, 991 nt
Organism: Peromyscus maniculatus bairdii (prairie deer mouse)
Lineage: Eukaryota; Metazoa; Chordata; Mammalia; Rodentia; Cricetidae
Product: E3 ubiquitin-protein ligase RING2
Cellular component (GO): PcG protein complex; ubiquitin ligase complex
Molecular function (GO): ubiquitin protein ligase activity; chromatin binding
Source: RefSeq, a predicted model, not a curated record